Drosophila novamexicana is the source of this 778-nucleotide messenger RNA. RefSeq names its product C-type lectin 37Db-like. The record is from RefSeq and is a predicted model, not a curated record. The transcript has 2 exons. The coding region runs from base 33 to 695 and encodes 220 amino acids. NCBI's taxonomy places the organism in Eukaryota, Metazoa, Arthropoda, Insecta, Diptera, Drosophilidae.
AAUAUUCAGAUUGAGUAACAUUAUCAUUUAAAAUGCAAAAAUAUUUAAUUUUGCUAAUGCUUGUUUUUCCCAAGCAAGAUUCCUGGGCAAACGACUUGACAAAGUCGCCAUGUAACCUCGAUUUGGGAAAUCAGUGUGGCGAACAUUGCUUGAAAUCCUUAAAGCCUAUCGUGGCUCAAGGACUUCUCACGCGGGACAAUUUGGAGAUGUGUUUCAAGCAGCAAAUAAAUUCACCAUACAGAAUCGAAAAGAUUAUAUCUCAGAUUGAGAUCACUGAGCAGAAUAUAAGAAAUACCACAACUAAAUGUAUAAAUCCAUUGUUUAAACCAAUCGAAUCACAAUAUUAUUAUAUUGAAAAUACCGAGGCCCUUAAUUGGUAUGGAGCUGCACAAAAAUGCGUUGCGCUUGGCGGCCACCUACUCAAUUUGCAAAGUGCGAAGCAGUUUGAUUUGCUGAAACGCCAUUUGCGUUCCGAUGUUGACUAUUGGACAGACAUCAAUGAUCUCAGCACAACUGACGACUGGGUUUCCCUAACCAGUGGACAUCAGGCAACUCUAUUGAUUUGGAUUGAUGGGGAACCAAAAACGGUUUACAAAAGCAACCAUUGCGUUUACUUACAAGGAACUAAAGAGUGGAAAAUGAAGAAUGACGAAUGCGAGUCGAAGUGCAGGUUUAUAUGCCAGCAUAGUGCUUGAGUUUUCAACAUAACAUCGAUAUGUUUUCAAAUUAUAUAUCCAUUCAACUAAAUUUGAAUAAUAAUUAAAAACUUUAAAUAAAA